AUGGAGGGUAUACUGGGUAGACUCGGUGUUCUGCAAAGUGCGAUGUUGGUCCGGCUGUGCGAGCUUGGCGGGUCCCCGGAGUUGCACAGGGACGUGCUUGGUUUCCAGACGCUGGUGAAGUGUGCUGUCUCCGCCUUCAACCAGUGUAACAGGUACUGCAAGUUGCGGUGGCGAGUCGACGCGCGGCGUGUUGGUGCUGGUGACGCGUUGGAGCUCAUCGAGGGCAGCUGGAGGCAGUUCUCCGCGGUAGAGGUCGCGCACUACGAGCGGUUGCUAGAGCUCGUCAACUGGUGCACGCAGUUCCAGUUGGCGCUGCUGGAGCGCAGCGAGCAGCAGACUGUUUCAAUGAACAACCAGGUGGACCAAUUGAGGGACGAGUGUAUUCGAGAACACUCUGUCGCGGCGGCGGUACCUGCGGAGACAACAACUACAAAGACGACAAACCUGCAGCAAGGUUCCUCGCGGGACCAGCUACUGUCGAAGACGAAACGGCUGACGAGCAACCUGAUCAAGAGCAACCAGAUGUUGCAGUCUGGGGUUCUGCAGAGUGACUUGAACCUGGACGAGUUGCGGGGCCAGACGGCUUCGUUGAACAAACUCGAGGACAAGUACGGCCAGUUCGAGCUCGUGUUCCACCGCACGGCAAAGCUUGUCAAGACCCUCGAGAGUGCGUCGAACCAGGAGCGCAGAAACGUGUACAUGGCCCUCGGGUUCCUCUGCCUUGCCGUGUCGUGGGUCCUUUGGAGACGUAUAUUCAAGAUGCCUACGAAACUCGCCCUGUGGCUGAUGUUCAAGUUCUUCAGGGGGGUGCUCGUUUCCGCGGGGGUUGUCCGCCGCACCAUGCGCCAGCAGCCAAUUGCAAUUGCAGUGAGUGCCAGUGCCAGUGCCAGCGGAACAACUACGAGUUCCGCCUCUACGAUCACGGACAGCAUUGAAAACGCGGUCAGCGAGGCAGUCGACCGUCUCUUCACACACGACGAGCUGUAA
Molecule: messenger RNA, 987 nt
Organism: Huiozyma naganishii CBS 8797
Lineage: Eukaryota; Fungi; Ascomycota; Saccharomycetes; Saccharomycetales; Saccharomycetaceae
Gene: SEC20
Product: Sec20p
Exons: 1
Coding region: 1-987 (328 amino acids)
Biological process (GO): retrograde vesicle-mediated transport, Golgi to endoplasmic reticulum
Cellular component (GO): SNARE complex; endoplasmic reticulum
Molecular function (GO): SNAP receptor activity
Source: RefSeq, a predicted model, not a curated record